AUGGGCGAGGGUCGGGGACACCAGGUUUGUUCGAGGUGGAGCGACUUCAGCGAUGUCCCUUCGCAUGAAUUCCCGCAGCUUCUCAGCUCGGGCGGCCAGUGCCGCCGCCGAAUCAUGUCGAUGAGUCCAAAGCACACGACUCCGUUCUCAGUGUCUGACAUCUUGAGUCCCCUGGAGGAAAGCUACAAGAAAGUGGGCAUGGAGGGCGGCGGCCUCGGGGCUCCGCUGGCGGCUUACAGGCAGGGCCAGGCGGCACCGCCGGCCGCGGCCAUGCAGCAGCACGCCGUGGGGCACCACGGCGCAGUCACCGCCGCCUACCACAUGACGGCGGCGGGGGUGCCCCAGCUCUCGCACUCCGCCGUGGGGGGCUACUGCAACGGCAACCUGGGCAACAUGAGCGAGCUGCCGCCGUACCAGGACACCAUGCGGAACAGCGCCUCGGGCCCCGGAUGGUACGGCGCCAACCCAGACCCGCGCUUCCCCGCCAUCUCCCGCUUCAUGGGCCCGGCGAGCGGCAUGAACAUGAGCGGCAUGGGCGGCCUGGGCUCUCUGGGGGACGUGAGCAAGAAUAUGGCCCCGCUGCCAAGCGCACCGCGCCGGAAGCGCCGGGUGCUCUUCUCCCAGGCGCAGGUGUAUGAGCUGGAGCGACGCUUCAAGCAACAGAAGUACCUGUCCGCGCCGGAGCGCGAGCACCUGGCCAGCAUGAUCCACCUGACACCCACGCAGGUCAAGAUCUGGUUCCAGAACCACCGCUACAAGAUGAAGCGCCAAGCCAAGGACAAGGCGGCCCAGCAGCAACUGCAGCAGGACAGCGGCGGCGGCGGCGGCGGCGCGGGGUGCCAGCAGCAGCAGCAGCAAGCGCAGCAGCAGUCCCCGCGCCGCGUGGCCGUGCCGGUCCUGGUGAAAGACGGCAAACCCUGCCAGGCGGGCGCCCCCGCUCCGGGCGCCGCCAGCUUGCAAGGCCACGCGCAGCAGCAGGCGCAGCAGCAGGCGCAGGCCGCUCAGGCUGCCGCGGCAGCUAUCUCGGUGGGCAGCGGUGGCCCCGGCCUGGGAGCCCACCCGGGCCACCAGCCGGGCAGCGCGGGCCAGUCUCCGGACCUGGCGCACCACGCCGCCAGCCCCGCGGCGCUGCAGGGCCAGGUUUCCAGCCUGCCCCACCUGAACUCCUCGGGCUCGGACUACGGCACCAUGUCCUGCUCCACCUUGCUAUACGGUCGGACCUGGUGA
Budorcas taxicolor (takin) is the source of this 1227-nucleotide messenger RNA. RefSeq names its product NK2 homeobox 1 (gene NKX2-1). NCBI's taxonomy places the organism in Eukaryota, Metazoa, Chordata, Mammalia, Artiodactyla, Bovidae. The coding region runs from base 1 to 1227 and encodes 408 amino acids. The record is from RefSeq and is a predicted model, not a curated record. Gene Ontology annotation, cellular component: nucleus. Gene Ontology annotation, molecular function: RNA polymerase II cis-regulatory region sequence-specific DNA binding; DNA-binding transcription factor activity, RNA polymerase II-specific. Gene Ontology annotation, biological process: regulation of transcription by RNA polymerase II; cell differentiation. The transcript has 3 exons.